UUGCAAACUCUGCACAAACUAAAUGUCCAUCGACGGAGGAAUGGAUAAAGAAGAUGUGGUACAUAUAUAAAUGGAAUAUUACUCAGCCAUAAAAAAGAAUGACAUAAGGCCAUUUGCAGCGACAUGGAUGGACCUCGAGAUUGUCAUACUGAGUGAAUUUAGCAAUGGAGUCUUUCUCUGCUGAGACCAAUUCAACUGACCUACCGUCACAGCCCUGGGAUGAACCCCAAGUAAUUCUCUCCAUGGUCAUUCUCAGUUUCACUUUCCUACUGGGAUUGCCAGGCAACGGGCUGGUGCUGUGGGUGGCUGGCCUAAAGAUGCAACGAAGUGUGAGCACAGUUUGGUUUCUCCAUCUCACCUUGGCUGACUUUCUCUGCUGCCUCUCCCUGCCCUUCUCCCUGGUUCACUUGGCUCUCCAAGGACACUGGCCCUACGGCUGGUUCCUUUGCAAGCUCAUCCCCGCCAUCAUUGUCCUCAACAUGUUUGCCAGCGUCUUCCUGCUGACCGCCAUUAGCCUGGACCGCUGUCUUUUGGUACUCAAGCCAAUCUGGUGCCAGAAUCAUCGCAAUGUGGGGACAGCCUUCACUAUCUGUGGAUGUAUCUGGGUGGUGGCUUUUGUAAUGUGCAUACCUGUGUUCAUAUACCGGGAAACGUUCACUAUAGACAACCAUAGUAUGUGUGGCUACAAUUUUGGUCUCUACAGAUCAUUAGAUUAUUCAGACUUCAACUUUGAUCUACUGGAAAAUGGGUCUCUUGACAACUCCAUUGUUGAGCUGCCUGAAGAAAUGGAUGAUGAUAGGUUAGAUUCUUUCUCUCAACAAACAAAUGAUUGUCCCUGGGCAGCCACCGCUGGCCUCCGUUCUCAAAUAUUUCAAAGAACUUCUGGACAUUCACUCCCUAUGGAUUCAGCUAGAUUAUCUGUUCAACAUCCAUAUUACAAUGUUUUUAAACCAGCUGAUGAGGUCUCAGCUACAACCCCCAGUGAUUUUCCCAUUGAAGAUCACAGAACUAACCCACUGGAGAACUCUGAUGCUUUUCUUCCUGCUGAUUUAGAGCUUUUCUCUAGUGCCUCCGGCAACUCCUCAUACACAUCGGAGCUAUUGGAAGAUUUCCAGGAUGAUGAUUCAGGCCAAUUUGCAUAUGGCCAUCAAGUGCCAACACCCCAGGUAGCAAUAACCAUCACUAGGCUCGUGCUGGGUUUCCUGUUGCCCUUUAUCCUCAUGGUGGCCUGUUACAGCCUCAUUAUCUUCCGAAUGCGUCGGAGCCGCUUCACCAAGUCUCGGAGCAAAACCUUGAGAGUGGCUAUGGUGGUGGUGGCUGUCUUCCUUGUCUGCUGGGCUCCGUACCACAUUGUUGGAGCCCUCUUACUGUUUAUUGACCCAGAAACUCCCUUUGGGGAAGCUCUGUUGUCCUGGGACCAUGUGUCUCUUGCUUUAGCAUCUGCCAAUAGUUGCUUCAAUCCCUUCCUCUAUGCCCUUCUGGGGAAAGAUUUUAGGAAAAAAGCAAGACAGUCCAUGCAGGGAAUUCUGGAGGCAGCUUUCAGUGAGGACUUGACACACUCUACUAGCUGCCCCCCAAACAAAGUCUCUUUGGAAAAAAACAGUAUCAGUACAGUUGUGUGAAAAUAGGGAGCAGUUGACCCAAGCAGAGGUUCUUAGGCAUUCACCCAGUGCAUCAUAUUUCUAAGAAGACGACAGAGAUGGGGAGCAGGGGAUUUCAGAAACUGUCAAAGAAUCAAUCCAGAGGGUCUUAAAGUGUGGUCCCAGACUAGUGGCAUCGGUAUCACCUGGAAAGUUGAUAGAAAUACAAAUUCUCCAGCCCCACCAGAGACUUGCUGAAUCAGUCUCUGGGGGUGGGGCUCAGACAGUGUUUUCACAAACUCCCUUGUUUCAGAUGAAUGCUAAAUUUGGGAAGCAUUGUAAAAAUUAGUCUAUUUCUAUCCCAAACAAAGCCACGUGAAAUAAAUGCGAAGGCAGUCUCCUUUAAAAUGUUUCCAUCAUUAAAUUUCUUUCUAAUUUCCUUCCAGAUUCAAGUUAAAACCAUUUCUUCUAGUCCUACCUGAGUGAAAGGUGAUCAUUUAUUCUAUGGUUUUGUUGUGGUGAUGGUGGUGGUGAUAGUUUUAAAUGAAAAAAAAAAGGUGCAAAGUCUAUAAAAACAAGGAGUUAUGAGUCUGAGUCUGGAGCAGAGUACAAUGCCAGAUGCCUGCAACUUGGAAUACUCCUGGAUACAGGACGUAGGAAUUCUGAGUUUUCAUUAUUACAACUAAUUAAGCAUCUAUUGUGUAAAGACAGACUACUUAGGUAUCUAAAGACUUUCUCAUGAAACAGUGUGUAAGCCGCAUUUCGGGGAGUUCUCUCUUCCCUCUGUUUGCUCUAUCUGCCUAUUGAUAGAAUCAUCUAUCUUUCAUUCCUUUUCUUAAGCUCCUUAAUUCCCUUAUUCCUCCCCUGCCUCUAAAUCUUCUUCCAGACUUUGCCUCUAAUAACCAAUAGUUUCAUAAGACGCAAAUUACUCCCCUCCCCUAGUUCCACAUUAGUACUUUCCAAGAAACUCAUUUCAAAUGAAAGGAGAAAGACGGUGGAGGAUAGGGCAGCUAUUCUUGAAUUCACUGCAAUAUAACUGAGUACCCUCUGGGCACGUUAUCCAACUUUAAAAGAAAACAUGACUGUAGGUGUGUAUCUUUCAUGCCAAAAUUACCAGAUAUAUCUUCGAGUUUUUUUUUAAUUAAAUCUUUCUUUACCAAAGUAAUACAUGCACAUAACUUAAAGAGAACCUAAGGCUUAUAAUGAAAUCUAACAGGUUUCCUGCCCCACUCUGCCCAGCCCCUCCUUCCUCCCACUCCCACUUCCCAGGGAUAACCUUUGAAACGAUUUUAGAUGUUUCCUCUGAUAUUCACCAUGAUAUUUCUAAGUCAUGACCUUAUGCUGCUAGUUUUUGUAG
Messenger RNA from Eubalaena glacialis (North Atlantic right whale), 2937 nucleotides. RefSeq names its product complement C3a receptor 1 (gene C3AR1). NCBI's taxonomy places the organism in Eukaryota, Metazoa, Chordata, Mammalia, Artiodactyla, Balaenidae. Gene Ontology annotation, molecular function: G protein-coupled receptor activity; complement component C3a receptor activity; complement component C5a receptor activity. Gene Ontology annotation, biological process: positive regulation of cytosolic calcium ion concentration; phospholipase C-activating G protein-coupled receptor signaling pathway; complement receptor mediated signaling pathway. The coding region runs from base 165 to 1622 and encodes 485 amino acids. The record is from RefSeq and is a predicted model, not a curated record. The transcript is spliced from 2 exons. Gene Ontology annotation, cellular component: plasma membrane.